Cuscuta epithymum is the source of this 1250-nucleotide messenger RNA. The record is from the annotation of a GenBank genome assembly. Lineage: Eukaryota; Viridiplantae; Streptophyta; Magnoliopsida; Solanales; Convolvulaceae.
UUAGGACGUAGGGAUCAAUAGGUAUAUAGAUAAUAGAUAGGUAUGGCCUACUGGCCUAGUAUAUAUAGAGAUGGCCCGGCUCAACACAUUGGUACUCCAUCCAUCACAUCCCAAUUCCAAUUAGUGGCAAUAGUUAAUUAUUAUACCAAAUUCCAAAGUAAAAUAAUGAUGGCGCUUUCCAGCAGCAGCUUGCUCGUGUUUUUGUUUGCAGCGGCGGCCGCCGCCUGUGCGGCGAGGGCGGCGCAGAAUGCGACGUGGGGCACCGAGGACAGCGCUAUAAUGGAGCAGCUGAGAGCAAGUGUGAAGUGGUUGCCGGGGGUCCAACCCGAUCCAGUGAAUGCCUCGUCCAGUCCCUGCAACUGGACUAGUGAUCUCGUGACCUGCGAUGAAGAAGGCAGGGUUUAUACGAUCACGCUGGGGAAUAUUGAUAUUAGCGGCGGCACUGUGCCUCCCACCAACCAAAACGACCUCCCCAACUUAGGCUACUUCGACGUCCCCCACUGCAACCUUGAAGGCGUGAUUCCCAACUUCACCGGCUCGCCGCAGCUCCAUUCACUGGUGGUUGGCGAAAACGGGUUCAGUUCGAUCAUAUCGCUCCCGGCCUGUUCGACUCCAAGACUGAGCUCCAAUUUGUUGAAAUGGACGACAAUGACCGGCUGGCACCAUGGGAGCUCCCUGAAGGUCUUAAGAGCUCUUCAAAACUCUCGUCCUUCUCUGCCGCUGGUUGCAACAUCCAAGGGCCCCUCCCACCCUUCUUCAACGUCAGCUUGGUGGGUCUUUACCUGUCGAACAACAAUUUGUCCGGCGACAUCUCUGCGUUACAGAACUUGACUGGACUCGAUCAAAUCGAACUGCAACACAACCAGUUAUCCGGCGAAAUACCCGACUUAUCCCGCCUCCAAUCGUUGAAGUAUCUCUACCUCAAUAAUAAUAACCUGACCGGUCAUAUCCCCGAAAGCCUUAAAACUUUGCCCUAUCUUGUGGAGCUGGACCUUUCAAAUAAUCAGCUCGCCGGCCCUCUCCCUACAUUUCCCAGUGGUGUGACUGUUGUGAUAUGCGGAAACCCGGGUUUUGAUCCCUGCUAGGUUUCUCUUGCGGUCUUCCGACCUCUGUCCGUUGGGGCGGACAUGUGUCUGUUUUUAAAUUACUCCGGAUAUGAAACUAAGGUUGUUAUACAUGCUAUAUAUACAUCUUUAUAUAUAUAAAAAGGGGACCGUCUGUCCCCUAACUGUUCCCACCCAGGCAAUUUA